AUGAAAACCCGAAGAGGAAAGCGCUCUGAGGCAUUCUGGCCAUCAAUGGUGAUGAAGAAGUGGUUAAACAUUCAGCCACAGAAUAAUGAUUUUAGUGAAGAUGAAGUUGAUACAGAGACUGAAAGUGAAGAUGAUGUUUACUCUCUUAAAAACGAAAGAAAUCAUUUUGAUAAGAAAUGUGUUCGAAGAACACAGAGAAAUAUGUCUUCGUGUACAAGUCAUACCUUAGAUGGCAUGCCUGGAAAAGGGGUGAUAAAACAUAAGAGGGGGAAAUCAGAGACAUUACGCGUUCAUUAUAUUAAACCAAAAGAUGUGAGGAUGACAAUUGGCACAUGGAAUGUUGCUGGAAGGCUCCCUAACGAAGAUCUUGAGAUCGAUGAGUGGCUCUGUAUGGAUCAACCAUCUGAUAUAUACAUUCUUGGUUUUCAAGAAGUUGUCCCUUUGAGUGCUGGGAAUGUACUGGGAGCUGAAACACGAAGGCCGAUAUCAAAAUGGGAGGCAAUUAUUCGUAAAGCUUUGAACAAAUCACCAGAGCCAAUCGCCAUACCUAAAAGCUUCAGUGCUCCAAAUUCACCAAUCUCAAACGACAAUGGCGAAUUAAGCUCCAUCAAGAUAAAUCUCCCCGAAACAAAAGUUAUCAAUAAACUUGACUGGCCUGAAAAAGCUUUAGACCUAAAACCAAAAGUUCUUUCAGCUGGUGCAAAGCUACGAAGGGUUUUAAGCAGCAAUGCAAGAGUCUGUAGUUCUGAUUGGUUAGCACCUCAAGAUAACACCUUCACCGGAGGGUUAAAAAGGGUGCACCAUAGCUCAGGCGACCUGGGUAUGCUCUGGAAUGAGCAGGAAGAAAGAACAGACAUGGUCGACUCGCUUGAUGAUGUGUCAGAACAAGUUUUGGAAGAGGAAGAUGACUUUUUUGGAGACACAACGGAAUUGGAGCAUGAGAAUUCGCCUUUAGAUGAUCAAGUAAACUCGCAUCAUAGGUAUGUACGAAUUGUUAGCAAGCAGAUGGUGGGCAUAUACAUCUCGGUUUGGGUUCGUAAAAGUCUACGAAGACAUAUAAACAACUUAAAAGUGUCACCAGUAGGCGUUGGGCUUAUGGGUUACAUGGGUAAUAAGGGGUCGGUUUCUGUAAGCAUGUCUCUGUAUCAAACAAGGCUAUGUUUUGUUUGUUCUCAUUUGACAUCGGGACACAAGGAUGGGGAUGAAGAGAGACGGAAUUCGAACGUAUCUGAGAUCUUGAAAAGGACUCGUUUUUCGUCUGUUAUAGAUCCCGAUCAACCUCAAACAAUUCCAUGUCAUGAUCAGAUAUUCUGGUUUGGAGACUUGAAUUAUCGUAUCAAUAAGCAGGAUGCAGAGGUCAGAAAGCUCGUUGCCAUGAAACAGUGGGAUGAACUGCUCUAUAGCGAUCAGCUUUGCAAAGAACUGAGAAGGGGGCAUGUUUUCCAUGGAUGGAAUGAAGGAGCUAUUGACUUUGCACCAACAUACAAGUAUGAAAUGAAUUCAGAUAAAUAUGUGGGUGAAAAUCCAAAAGAAGGAGAGAAGAGGAGAACACCUGCAUGGUGUGAUCGCAUAUUAUGGUUGGGAAAAGGCAUAAAACAGCUUUGCUAUAAUCGAGCAGAAAUGAAGAUGUCAGAUCAUCGACCAGUGAGUUCAGUUUUUGUGAUUGAAGUUGAAGUGUUUGACCCACGAAAGCUACGAAGAGCCCUAAAUUUGACUAGUGCUGCAGUGCAUCCCGAGAUCAUAUUAGAUGAAGGGCUGGAACUAUAGCUCUAGUAGCAUCAUGAACAUUAUUAGUUUAUAAUUACUAUACAUUUUUGAUCCUGAAUUUUGGUAGGAUUAACAUGAUAUAGAUUGGGAGAUGGUCU
Messenger RNA from Lactuca virosa, 1865 nucleotides. Lineage: Eukaryota; Viridiplantae; Streptophyta; Magnoliopsida; Asterales; Asteraceae. The record is from the annotation of a GenBank genome assembly.